Messenger RNA from Racocetra persica, 507 nucleotides. NCBI's taxonomy places the organism in Eukaryota, Fungi, Glomeromycota, Glomeromycetes, Diversisporales, Gigasporaceae. The record is from the annotation of a GenBank genome assembly.
CUGAAGAUAUAGUGGAAUCUUCGCCAAAGAAGAGGCAAUGCACAAUCACAAAUGCACAUUUCCUUUUUCCUGGAGUAAAUGUACCUUUGCGAGCAGAUGAAUCUUUAGAUAUUCUCGAGAUGUUAAAGUUGGCCUGCAAUGAAAAAGUCCCAAGAGAGAGUACUUACGAUACAGAAAUGUAUCGAAUUUUAAUGAAUUGGUUGGCAAAGGAUCAUGACUUUGAGAUUACAAGCCAGUGGCAUCUCAAGCAGGUCUGUGAAGAUGGAGACUGGCAUCAUCUUUAUUCCGAUCUGACAAUAAAAAGGAGCGCUGACCCCAACCCUGUAGCUUUACUAGAACUUAUAGCAACAGGAUCUAUUCCGAAGUUAAAGAAACAUUUCGAACAAAUUUUUAAGUAUGCCGACCAACUUUGCCCUCAGGAAGGGAGAGGAUUAAAUGUUGUGCAUUUUUGGCACGAUAAAGAAUUUAAGAAUGUUCAUAUGAGUUCCCGAUUUCGAGAUGCCACUG